Dibothriocephalus latus is the source of this 498-nucleotide messenger RNA. NCBI's taxonomy places the organism in Eukaryota, Metazoa, Platyhelminthes, Cestoda, Diphyllobothriidea, Diphyllobothriidae. The record is from the annotation of a GenBank genome assembly.
AUGUUUCAUAAACUAUCCAAAAAGCGGUAUACUCGUGAAGCUCGAGAAGAAGAUAUUGGCUUGGGUGUGGACUAUCUUUAUCGAUGCUCAGAGGGUGGUGACCGACGCUGCAUGAUCCUGUUGGCGCGUUACCUAGACGCCUCCGUGGUCUUCAGCGGCGACACUAAAAUUGAUCCUUUCGACCGGGCUGCACUGAAAUCUGCACUCAAUCUUGCUAGUACUCCAGUGGAGGAUUUCCUUGUCCUCUUCGGAAAUUCUACAUUCCCAAUGUCAGUGGCCACAGGUUCAUCAAAACCCUGGGCCGAGGCUGUUUCCUGAGAAUGCCUCUCCUUCUUCCCCGUCUCCCAACUGCAGCUUUUGCCUCAACAUGCACACACCCACCCAAUGGAACAGUUGCUUUUCCCUGCGGAAGCCAAACUAAUGAAUGGCAAGGGCGAAGGCGGUGGCGGCGGCGGUCACAUUUAUCACGAAAAGUACAUUGUGGUACUUUACAUCUAG